Messenger RNA from Adineta ricciae, 2745 nucleotides. NCBI's taxonomy places the organism in Eukaryota, Metazoa, Rotifera, Eurotatoria, Adinetida, Adinetidae. The record is from the annotation of a GenBank genome assembly.
AUGAACUUUCAACCUCUUUCGAAUUGGUUUCGAAGCCGGAAGACGUUCGAUGAUGAGUAUGUCGAUACUCGAAUUCCAGCAGCAUUGAGCAAUGAUGAAAAUCGUCUGUUGGAAGAGAACGUUGAAGCAAAAACGAAAGAACUCGCAAGGAAACAAUUAGAUAUUGAUGAAAAUAUCGAUCGGAUUCAUUUACUCGAAGAUCAUCAAAAGAUCGUACAAGAAGAAAUUCAAACGAUCGAAAGAUUAUUAGCAGCACGUCGUGCGGAAAAAACAAAUGAACAAUCGUAUUUAAAUAUCGAUAUUGUUGAAAUACGUCGGUUAGAACGGCUAAAUGGACACCUGGAUGAUCAAUUGAAGAAAUUCAUCAUGAGAAAAACUCAUUUCGAGUCGGAAGUAAGCCGGUUGAAGGCAGAAAUACUGAAGAUUGACAGUGAAACAUGCAAUGAAAAAGAAAUUUUAGAAAAUCUAAUGGAAUCGAUGAAAAAACGUGAUGAAGAAGCAUUUUAUUUCCUAAGAUAUACCCGAGAAGAUGAUAUUCGAAUCAAAGAAUUAACGAACGAACUUGAACGUUUGUCUGAAAAAUCUGUUAAAUUGAAACGAGCUACCGAAGAAGAAACACUUGUGUACUCGAUCUUAGAAGUUGAAUUAGAUAAAAUAGCGGGUACAUUCCGUCGUUCUCAUAGUCAACGUCAACAGCUGAUUAAACAAUGGGAAAUUAUUCUCAUCCAAAUGCAAAGGAAAGACAAUGAUAUCGAUAAACUGGCUCAAGAACUAGUUCAAAUCAAAAUCAAACUUCGCUCAAGCGGACAAAAGUUAAACGAACAGAAAAUUUUUUACGAACGUGAACAAAAGAAUAACAUAAUAACCGAGAAAUUGAUCGGUCUGGCCAAGCAUAAAGUGAAGACAUUAAAAGCAAAGCAAAGGACGUUGAAUGAUAACCAUCGCAACUUAGAAACCGAAAUACUUUCAUUGAAAACGGUUCUCAGCAACACAGAAACUCAAUUACAACGUGAACGUGUUGUAUUCAAUGAAUUAAAGGCGACUCUGUCUCUCAAAGAACAUCAACUAACUAAACUCAAACAACGUCAAGAGCAAAUCCUUGAUCGUAAACAGUUCACUCUCAACGAAAACAUCACUAUUCAAGAGAAACUAUCGAAACUCGAAACAUCUCUGGUAAACGAACGAAAAUAUCAAACUAGUCUCAAUCAUCAAUUCAAAACAUUCUCCGAACAUCUCUUUCAACUAAACAAUGAGUUGUCUUCAUUGCGAAAACGCGAACAACAAUUUGACAUUAACAAUCAAACGUAUCGAAAUCAGAUUCAAAGCAUUCGAAAUCACAUUCAUAGACUCGAUCAGCAGUUAUUUAAACAACAGGAAUUGAUUUACCAUCAAGACUUUCUGAAACAAACAAUUGAGCGACGUUUGAAUCGAUUGUUAGGUGAAAAAAGUAACGAGAAGAGUUCGGAAACUGAAUCGAAGAUUCGUCAAUUGAAAAAUGAUUUCGAAAAGAAAAAAUCCGAGCAUGAUCAAUUAGAAUAUCAAAUGAAAGUUGUUCACGAAGAAUUACGAAUUGUUAAACGGAAUUUCGAUCAAUCGAAUACAGAGAAGAAUGAGUUCAACGAAAAGUUUCUUCAGUUUGACCUUUAUACAAAUCUAAGUGACAAAAUGAUGAAGAAACUCAACGAUGAAAAAGAAGAUUCUUUAGUCGAAAUAAAUCUUCUUCGAGUGGAAUUAAACCAUUUGAAAGACAUUCUACAUAACUCAAGUGAAACCAAUUCUACUUUAGAACAACAACGAAUCGAAAUACAAAAAGCGAUGAAAGAACGUCGUCUGGAAGUUCAAGCAAAUACACAUCUAUUUCGUUUACGCUACAACGAUGAGCGAACGAAAAAAGCGACUAUUUCCACGGAAUUAGCAAUGCGCAUAACUAAAAUCACGAAAUUAAAGCAACGGUAUGAAGGUUACGCUAUGAUCAUCAAUACUGUCAGCUCCGAUGAAGAAAAUCUUCUCCUUCAAGCUCAACAUAUCAUUAAAUCGGCUCAAAUGAAAGAAGAUCUGUUGAAACAAGGUGAUCAAUUGGAAGCACUAGUGAUGAAGGCUGAAACGGAAUUGCGUGCUUUGGAGAAUACAGUGCAAAUAUUGAAGUGGAAAAACUCCGAUGUGAAAAAGACGUUUGAGAAACUGAACGAAUCGAGUGAGAAAAUGUGCGAAAUGAAAGAACUUGAAGAGCAUCUUCGAGCUGCCACUGAACAAGUAAAAAUCCGUCGGAAAUGUUUAAAGGAAUUGAUAGACAAGCAUAAAUCAAAUUCUCUUGCUGAAUUAGAAGAUGAAAUUCAGCGCAAUUCAAUCGCUAUUGCCGAUAAGCACGAGAUUGCAAGAAAAUUCGAAGAUGAAAUCGAUAAGUAUCAUAUGAAAAUAGCUCGAAUCAAUCAACGGAUGAAGGACCACGAUUAUGAGGAAGAUGUUGAUGUUCGAGUACAGCGUGAAAUGAAUAAGCAAAUCGAGCAACAACUUAUCUCUCUUUGCUUGUCUAUCGGUGACGAACAUCUUGUCGAUAUAUUCGAACGAUUAUCUGAAGAAAACGGCCGAAAGAUUACAAUCAAACCAUCUAUCUCUCCACUGAAAUCGGAAAAGAAAUCCUCAUCAUCGAGCAUGAAAAUCGUUCCAAAUAUUGUUAACAUUUCCAUCGAUAGUUCUUCAAAUUCAAGACAGUCAUCUGCAAGUAGCUUAAACAGAUUUUAUUGA